AGCCCGUGCCGGCUCGGACCAGCCGCCGCGCCCGCGAGGGGAGCGCCCCGUCGUUUGGGGGCGCUGCGUAGGGGGGCCGGGGGUCGGCCCCCCCCCGGCCCCGCGGGUGGAGGAGGGGAGGGGGGCGCCGCCGAAUGGGACGGCUCCUCAGGCGAGCCCCGCGAACGGCCGUGGCGCUGUCGCUGGGCGCCCAGCUCCGCGCCCCACUCUGCGUCGCGCGGGAGGACGAUGGUGCUCCCACGACGCCAUCGAGUCCAAGUUCUGGUGGUGCCCGCCGUGCCAAGGGUCAGACGUUCGAUCACGGACGCGCUGGGCCUGGCCCCGAGGACGAGAUGUUGGGCGCGCUGGACGACAUGGUGCUGCGGGCGCGGAGCAAGGUCACGAGCCUCGCGCCCACCGCCUCGCCCGCGGACGACGCGGCCGCGUCCCUCCGGCCGGCGGCGGCGCCCGAUGAGGCCGCCAGCAGGCAGCUCGCGCUGGCCGCGCGCAGCGGCUCCGUGUGCCAGUCCGCGGACGGCCAGGG
Prorocentrum cordatum is the source of this 523-nucleotide messenger RNA. NCBI's taxonomy places the organism in Eukaryota, Dinophyceae, Prorocentrales, Prorocentraceae. The record is from the annotation of a GenBank genome assembly.